Paramecium primaurelia is the source of this 364-nucleotide messenger RNA. The record is from the annotation of a GenBank genome assembly. NCBI's taxonomy places the organism in Eukaryota, Ciliophora, Oligohymenophorea, Peniculida, Parameciidae.
AUGAUUAUUUUAAGAAUUAAUGAAUUUAGGAUGGAAUGGCAAUUGAUUAAGAUUAUUAAAAAAAUUAUACAACCUUUCCAGUAAAUGAACAUUUUAAAAGAAUAUUCAGAAACUUAGAGAUCUUAUUUGUUAGUAGGAUUUUUACAACAAAAAAUAUAGUUUUGUGUCAAAUACAAUUCAUUACUACUUUGGAAAUCUGAUGAAUUUGCUUUUAUAUUAAACUUCAAGAGUUACUCGUUUUAUGCAGGAUUUUAAAUAAUUUAUGCUAUUGAUACAAGAAGAUUAAAUAAAGUAUAAAUUUAAUUAUUAAAUUUAGUAUUUUAGUAGGAGAAUCAAUAAAAUUUCUCAUUUAAUCAUAUAUUGA